Cicer arietinum (chickpea) is the source of this 1841-nucleotide messenger RNA. It is a transcript of the gene UGT72B17, whose product is annotated as hydroquinone glucosyltransferase. The record is from RefSeq and is a predicted model, not a curated record. Gene Ontology annotation, molecular function: UDP-glycosyltransferase activity. Lineage: Eukaryota; Viridiplantae; Streptophyta; Magnoliopsida; Fabales; Fabaceae.
ACCGAACACCCAAGUUGACUAUCCCACCCAAUCAAAACGAAACUCUGUAGGCUCUAAGCCUUACAUAAAAUCUCAAUACUCUUUCUCUCCAAAACUCAAAUAACACAAAUCAUUACCAAUUUCUUACUACACAACAUUUAUACCCUUCCCUUCACCAAUAACCUUCCAUGGAAAACCAAACACUACCACCUCUAGUAACCAUGAUGCCUAGUCCAGGAAUGGGACAUCUCAUUCCAAUGAUUGAAUUCGCCAAGCGACUCAUCAAUCAUCAUAACCUCCACGUCACCUUCAUUAUCCCAUCAGACGGUCCACCUUCAAAAGCUCAAAUCACCGUACUCACCUCCCUGCCACGUGGCAUUUCCCACAUCUUCCUCCCUCCUAUCACCCUCUCCGACCUCCCACCUAACACCAAAAUCGAACCGCUCAUUUCACUUACCGUUCUUCGAUCCCUUCCUUCUCUCCGCCAAACCAUUCUCUCCCUUACCUCCUCCCAUCGUAUCGCCGCCCUUACCGUCGAUCUCUUCGGCACCGAUGCUUUCGACGUCGCCGCCGAAUUCAAUAUCGCUUCUUAUGUUUUCUUCCCUUCACCAACCAUGGUUUUGUCUUUUGCCUUUUACCUUCCUCAACUCGACCAAGAGGUUCAAUGCGAGUUUAGAGAUCUCCAUGAACCGGUUAAAAUCCCCGGUUCAACCCCGGUUCAUGGCAAAGAUUUGUUGUACCCGGUUCAAGAUCGAAAAGACGAUGCUUAUAAAUGUUUCCUCUACCACGCCAAGCGAUAUAGGUUGGCUCAUGGUAUCAUAGAGAAUAGUUUUGUAGAACUUGAACCGGAGGUUAUUAAGUUGUUGCAAAUCAAUGAACCGGGUAGACCAUUAGUUUACCCGGUUGGACCGCUUGUAAAUGAAGAUUCAUCUCGAACCGGAGUUGAUGGAGUUGAAAUUGAUAAAUGCUUAAGUUGGUUAGAUGAGCAGCCACGUGGCAGUGUGAUAUUUGUGUGUUUUGGUAGUGGUGGGACCCUUUCGAGUGCUCAAAUGAAUGAACUUGCUAUUGGUUUAGAAACGAGUGAGCAAAGAUUUUUGUGGGUUGUGAGGUGUCCAAAAGAUAAAGUUGCAAAUGUUUCUAAUUUUAUUGCUGAUAGUAACGUUGACCCUUUUGAUUUCUUACCAAAUGGUUUUGUGGAGAGGACUAAAGAGAAGGGUUUAGUUGUUCCAUAUUGGGCCCCACAAGCAAAGGUAUUGAACCACGGUUCGACCGGAGGGUUUUUGACUCAUUGUGGUUGGAAUUCAGUGCUUGAGAGUGUUGUGAAUGGGGUACCUUUGGUUGCAUGGCCACUUUACGCUGAGCAAAAGAUGAAUGCUGUUUUGGUUAGUGAAGAGGUUAAAGUAGCUAUGAGACCAAAGGUUAGUGAGAAUGGAUUGGUUGAAAGGGAUGAAAUUGCAAAUGUUGUGAAGAGGUUGAUGGAAGGUGAAGAAGGGAAGAAACUUCGUAAUAAAAUGAUGGAUCUCAAGGAGGCAGCUUCCAUAGCUUUAAAGGAAAAUGGGUCUUCAACUAAGAAAAUAUGUGAGUUGGCUCUAAAGUGGAAAGGGACACAAACUUUGUCAAACGUCUGAACUUGCUUUUACAUUUUCUUCUAUGCUUUUUAAUUGUUUUUCUUGUGAAUUUAAAUGGUAAAUAGUUAAUCCAUGAUGGUUUUAUGUUAUGUUGGAGGUAAAUCCACGAAGUUCUUUUUGAUAGAGGUGAAAUGUAUGAAUUGUUGGUGCCGAAAGCAAAAGUAUAAACGAUGGAAUCUAUAUUUGGUUUUGUACUCCCAAGGGUUAUUGUCAAAUGCAUGUAAAUUUAUAUAA